Rubroshorea leprosula is the source of this 4261-nucleotide messenger RNA. The record is from the annotation of a GenBank genome assembly. Lineage: Eukaryota; Viridiplantae; Streptophyta; Magnoliopsida; Malvales; Dipterocarpaceae.
CAGAUCGAGAGGAUGCAAUUAACUACACAUGCUUAGUUACAAGCUUUGUAUUGCAUCAUCUUGGUGAAAUCCAUACUCUACUCCAAAGAGUACAGUAUAGGUUUACAUUAAUUGUUUCAAGCAAUAAGUGGAAUUUGCUAUUUGACAUUGAAGAAGCUGUAUAUCUCAACUAGAUAGAGAACAUCUCAAAACCAGAUCAAGAGGAAGCAAUCAACAACACAUGCUUAGUUACAGACUCCAUAUUGCAUCAUCUUGGUGAAACCCAUACUCUCCUCCAAAGAGUAUAGCUUAUUCCCAAGCAAAUCAUUGGAAUUUUCUGACAUUGAAGUGAAGAAACUACGUAUCUCAACUAGCCAAGGGGAAUGUUCCUCAUCAACCAACAUCGAUGAAAUCAGUCAAGGGGAAUGUUCCUCAUCAACCAACAUCGAUGAAAAGAUUGAAGAGUUGAAGCAAAUGCUUGAGGAAGGAAAAGAAUUCACUAAUGUUAGUGUGAGUUUGGUCAUAGAUGAUCACUCAAAAAAAGGAGUUCCAAUGCCUGCUGAAAAAUGCAUUGCACGGGAGGAGGUACAAGAAGAAAUUUUGCAACUAUUAAGGGGAGACAAGGUUACAAGAAUUGCAGUUUGUGGAAUGGGUGGUGUGGGCAAGACAACAAUCAUGAAGCAAGUCCACAACCAACUAUUAAAAGAUCCCACAAUUAAGAAAGUUAUUUGGGUAAAGGUAUCCAGAGACUUUGAUAUUGUUCUCCAACAAAAAAAGCAGUUUGAUAUUCUCAAGUUUCAGAAGAACAUUGCAAGAAAAUUGAGAUUAGGCCUGAAUGAUGAUGAAGAUGCAACCGAGCUUGCAGGACGGAUAUCACAAAGCUUGCGACAGGGCCGUUGUGUUUUAAUUCUGGAUGAUGUGUGGGAGCCUUUUUCUGUAGAAGCUGUUGGAAUCCUUGAUCCUAAUGGAAAUGAUGCUUGCAAGAUGGUGCUCACAACACGGUCACAAGAGGUUGCUGGUAGAAUGCAGUGUAAGAUGAUCCUUGUGGAGCCUCUUCCAAAUGAUAAAGCAUUAGCAUUAUUCUUGGACAAAGUUGGAAGUGAGGUGGUGUCCUAUACCAGAUACAAAAGUGAUAUAGAACCUUUUUUGAAUCAGAUUUUGAAGAAAUGUAAUGGUCUACCCCUUGCUAUUGUGGUGGUGGCAACGACCAUGAGAGGAAAUUUCAAUUGUUACUCAUGGGAGACUGCAGCUACAGAAUUUAGCAAAUAUGAAGAAAUUGGUGAUUGUUUGAAAUUCAGUUUUAACCACUUAGAUGGAAAACACCAGAAGUGUUUCUUAUACUGUGCAUUCUAUCCUGAGGAUGAUGAAAUCGGAAAAGAGGAGUUGAUUGAGUUUUGGAUUGAGGAGGGAUUUAUUGAAGAUGAAAGUAGGUCUCGGCACUCAAUGAUUUGUGAGGCCCAUUCUAUUAUUCAGAAGUUGAUAGACAAUUGCAUGCUGGAAUCGGUUAAAAAAGAAGACACAGGAUCUGUGACUUCAUCGCAUCAAUUUGUUGUAGUCAAAAACAACGAAGAUGGGGUGAGUAUGCAUGAUCUUCUCCGAGAUAUGGCAUUGAAGAUUAUUCAUCCUCAAUUCAUGGUGAAAGCAGGCAUGGCCUUGGAAGAGCUACCAGAGGAGGUUGAAGGGAGAAAAAAUCUUUUGAAGGUGUCUCUAAUGAAGAAUCAAAUAAGAAAAUUUCCUUCGAGUAUGUUGUCUCCCAAGUGUCCAAUGCUCACAACCUUCUUGUUGUCCAAAAACAAUAUUACAACAAUUCCAGAAGCUUUCUUUGAUCAUAUGCCUGGGCUGAAGAUCCUUGAUCUUUCUGGCAAUCACUACCUAUUUAGGCUGCCGAGUUCUGUUUUUUCCAAAUUAGAGAAUCUUACCACACUACUGCUGGAGGAAUGUUAUUCCUUAAAAGAGGUACCAUCUUUAUCCAACCUUGGAGGCUUAAAAAAGUUAAACCUUUAUGGGACAGCAAUUAAAGAACUACCCCAAGGUCUCAACAUGUUAACCAAUCUAAAAUGGCUUCGGCUUGGUAGAACGUUAUCUGAUAUACCUGACGGAUUGCUAGGAAAUCUCUCCAGCCUUCAGUGUUUAAGAGUAGCAGAACGGACUAUAGCAUCGAGAUGGGAGGAGAUUGGAAGAUGGAAGGAUAUACCAUUGAAAUGGGAGGAGAUUGGAAGAUUGAAGAAGUUGGAAUCUUUUGAAGGCCAGUUGUCUACGCUGGAUGAUAUGAGCGCCUUUGUUAAGUCUGAAAGAAAGUUUUUAAAUCAAUACAGAAUUUUUGUUGGAAGCAGCAAUCCACGUGGGUAUGACCAUUAUAGCGAAAGCGAAAACUUUUCAAAUGUUAUGAAAUCAAUUGUAUGCUGUCAUAAUGAUAUAUGUGGGGAGCCCAACUGGUUACCAUCUGAUGCACAAAGCUUUUACAUCUGGGACUGCAAGGAUGUGAGAAGCUUGGACGAUAUUUCUGGCUUUCAAGAAGUAACCGACUUGCGGCACUGCAUCGUUGGUGAAUGUGAUGGCCUGGAGUUUGUUGUUUCCUCACGCUACUUAAAGUUGCUCCAAAACCUUGAGUUGCUAUGCCUUUUUCGUCUGAAAAAAUUGAAUGCAGUGGUUGGGGCAGUAGAAGCAGUUGUCAAGUCAGCACUGUUGCCAGCUGGCACUUUAUCUUCUCUUCAACAAAUUGAAGUUGGGGGAUGUGGAAAAAUAAAGAAGUUAUUGCCGCUUAGGUUGUUGCGGUAUCUCCAGAAUCUAAAGAUCAUUCAUGUUAUAAAUUGUGAUCAAAUGGAGGAGAUAAUAUGGUCCGAAUAUGAAGAAGAAGGAGAAAAAGCCCUAGAAAAACUCACUCUACCAAAGUUGGAAAGGGUGAUAUUGAUGACUUUGCCCGCAUUGAAGAGCAUCUACAGUGGCUCUACUAUUGUCUUGAUUUGUGAUUCCCUCAAAUGGAUUAAAAUUCACGGGUGCCAAGAAAUAAAGAGUGAUUUUUGGACGGGUUAUAACCCACUUCCAACCCCUGAGCAUUUGGACUUUUAUGGGUUGAAUCUGAAAUCCGUGUUUGAUGAAGAAGUUCUUGGUUUAUCGGCCCGUCCCACCAACUUUUUCUCUCUUAAAAGAAUUGAAGUGUGGUCUUGUAAUUGCACUAAACCAGAAGUCCUUCUUCAGUCCGCACUUGCACUUCGGAAUGACCUGCAAAGCCCCGAGGUGGAACUCGGGGUAGACACUCCGAUGCUUAACUUUGGGUUUAUUCUGCACUUCGGCCAUAGAGGAGUUACUGUAGCAGUCCGAGUCUUGGUACCUCGGACCUGUCCUUACAGGUCUUGCCCUAAAUUAAAGAAAGUAUUCUCAUCUAGACGGCUACUUGGCUACUUCCAAUCUCUAGAGACUAUUGAAGUUUAUUUCUGUGAACAAAUGGAGGAGCUGAUAUCAUCAUCGACCUAUGAAGAAAAAGAAGUCCUAGAAAAAAUCACUCUACCCAAGCUCCAAAAGUUAAAAUUGGAGGGUUUGCCCAAAUUGAAGAGCAUCUGUAGCAGUUUCAAUGUGUUGAUUUGUGAUUCCAUCAACGAUCUGCAUAUUCGCAAAUGUAAGAAGCUAAAGAGGAUUCCUCUGCAUCUUUCCUCGCUUGACAAUGGCCAGCCUCCUUCCCUCAAACAAAUUGAGGUAGAAACAAAAGAACACUGGGAAUCAUUGGAAUGGGACCAAUCCAAUGCAAAGGAUGUCCUUUUCACCUUCUGUAAAUUUUAUACCUCGACAGCAACACUCGACAUUGAAGAAGAAGAAGAAAAAGAAAUGUCUGGUGAUGACAACGAUGAUGAAGAAGAAAAAGAAAUGUCUGAUGACGACAACAAUGAUGAUGAAGAAGAAGAAGAAGAAUCUCUUAGGAUGGGUUAAGAAGCAAAGGAGUGCAGGCUCUUUGGUGAUUGGGCGGUGCAAAUCAAAGCUGGAGUUGGAGACUCUGUUACCACAAGAAAGGUGGAGGAAAUCACAUUUGCUUUCACCUGUUAUUGUUGUUGGGUUUUCAAUUUAAUAUAGAUAUACUUACUGUUUUCUAUUUUUCUUUUGUUCUUCUUCUUUUUCUUUUUUUUUUAUGUGCUGUGUUUAAAUAUGAUCAAAUUCUAAGUGGAAUUGUUUUUCUUAUCUGUGUAAUUUUGUCUUUCAAACCUUUGUAAGGAUCUAUCUUAUUUCCUUUGGUAUUUCUUUUGCUGCAUUUGCAUCUUGGCUUUUCUUAUAAUAAGCAUUUUUGGCCGAA